Messenger RNA from Carcharodon carcharias (great white shark), 3369 nucleotides. RefSeq names its product Ras association and DIL domains (gene radil). Gene Ontology annotation, molecular function: GTPase binding. The coding region runs from base 1 to 3369 and encodes 1122 amino acids. The record is from RefSeq and is a predicted model, not a curated record. Gene Ontology annotation, biological process: substrate adhesion-dependent cell spreading; neural crest cell migration; signal transduction. The transcript has 14 exons. Gene Ontology annotation, cellular component: microtubule. NCBI's taxonomy places the organism in Eukaryota, Metazoa, Chordata, Chondrichthyes, Lamniformes, Lamnidae.
AUGUUUUACGAAUCAUCAACAAAUAUGUCCCAACCAUCAAAGAACAAACUAAAGAGGCAGAGCCGGGCUUUCACACAAGUUCUGUACCGGAAGCUAAGUUACCGUGAGCGACGUUCUGUGACCGAUAUUCCGACAGAUUUAAUGGAUGACCCUUCGGAGCUUUCCAUCCAGCUUUCGGCUCCUGGAAUACUUAAGAUCUUUGGCAAUGCAAUCUGCAGCGGCACAAACUACAAAAGUGUCCUGGCUACACCACGGUCGAGUGCCCAAGAGUUGGUUAAAGAAGCCCUUGAGCGCUACUCUGUAAGCAAGAAGUGUGCCAGUGAGUAUCUGCUAUGUGAUGUGAUUGGAAGGUUCGGGGGGAUGGACAAACACUGGCGGACAGAGUGCCUCCGAAUUCUGGGGGAUAAUGAAAAACCUCUUCUUCUUCAAGAUCUGUGGAAACCUAAAGAGGGGUUUGCCAGAAGAUUUGAGCUUCGAAGGCGGUCUGAGGUGGAGGAGAUGGCUGCUAAGGAGAAAGAUACAACAACCGCAGAUAUAAAUGCUCAAGCACGGAAACUGCAGAGAAACCGGGCAAAAGGUAACAUUUCAACAAUGUCUGGCUACAGAUAUAAAUUAGCACCUCUUCGACGCAGCAUCAGUGAAACAAGCCUUACUGUCACUGAAAAUCAGGGGGAGGAACAACAUAGACUUUAUUCAACGCUGCCUGGGCUGGCUGGAAGGAGGAUCAAUCGAUGCAGAAAGGACAGACUUUGCAGCACAAACAAUAAAGUGAAACAAGGAGGUAGCAUCCACCAGGUCCCUCACCUUCUCCUUCUUCAGGGAUAUAACCAUCAGAAUGAUUGUUUAGUGUACCGUCUAGAUUAUGAGAAGGUAAUCGUUGGACAAACGGCCACGGCAAAGCCAAAUAUAUGUUUGUCAUCACCCGACAUCUUUUCUCUGCACUGCAAAAUCAGAAGGAUUAAACGGUCAAAUAAAUACGGUCGCUUCGUUGAGGAACAGACUAUAUUGGAGCCAUCUCCAAAUGCCUGUAUUUUAGUAAACUGCACACCAACGGAAGGGCCAGCAGAACUCAAGCACGGCGACCUAGUUGGAUUUGGACAGCAUUAUCUUUUUCUCUUCAAAGAUCCUUCGGGUGUUAAAAAGCUGCCAGCCCACACUUUUUCCAUGCUGAGACAUUUGCACCACUUGCCUGAGCAUACAAGUAGCCGGAAAGUUCCCGUCUGUAACACGUGUGGCUCAGUUAUCAAGAAUGGUUUGGCAAGCAAGCACAAAAAUCCUAAUGCUUCUGCAAACAGAAAUAACAGUAUUCAGAAAAAGAAGCUGCAACUAGAAUAUGAAAGGGCAUUUGAAGAUGUGCUGAUCAAUAAAAUCUUGACCCUGAUCGAACCUAGUGGAGAUGACCACAAACUGACUCCAGCUUGCCUGCUGUGUCUGUGUGUCCAGCACUCAGCUACUACUUUCAAGACAGGUGAUUUUAUGAAGCUCCUUCUGAAGAUUGUGAACAGGAUGCAAGCUAUAGCACUGGGCAAGACCAGAGAAUUGGCAGAAAAACAGUCUGAACACCAAGAUCCAGCAUCUCUACCUCUGCUCAGUGUUACAGACCUGGUUCCAGACCUCCAGCAUAUUUUCUUCUGGAUGUCCAACUCCAUUGAGCUGCUUUACUUCAUCCAGCAGAGGGUCCCAGACUAUAUUCAGGGCAUUGAGGAUCUGGAUGCACGAGGUUCCAAAGAAUCAUUGCUUUCAUCCACAAUUUCAGUCAAUGAAGAAGUCAUGACUAUUCUGGAAGAAGUGAUCAUGCAUACAUUCCAGCAAUGCGUGUAUUACAUCACAAAGUCUCUCUAUGUUACACUUCCUGCUUUCUUGGAUUGCAAUCCCUUCCAGACCAAGAGUGGAUAUUCCUGGAUGAAUUCUUCUCUCCCAGAGCCAGUUCGCAACAUCAUGCAAAUAUACCAGACAACACUGGACCUUCUCCAUCAGUAUGAAGUGCACCCUGAAAUUGCAACACAGAUGUUUGCCUACCUUUUCUUCUUCUCCAAUGCUUCCCUGUUCAAUCAGCUCAUGGAUAGAGGUUCAAGGCAAAGUUUCUUUCACUGGUCAAAAGGGGAACAGAUGCAAGCUAGUCUUCGCCUGUUGCUGGAGUGGAUUCGAAAUAUAGGAAUGGGUAACAUCGCAGAUGAAUUUUUUUUCAAAUUCGCUAGUGCUGUAGGGCUUCUGGCUGUCCCAACAUCUUGUCUUAUACAGUCCAGCUGGAGUUGCCUCAAGAGAGAAUUCCAUGCCCUAAAUACGUCCCAACUUCUUCACAUACUAACACACUACCAACUAGCACCUGGAGUGGGCCCCAUUGCAGCAUGGCAGCCAAGUGCUGAAGAGAGAGAAACAACUUAUAAAACAGAGGACAUUCUGUUGAAUUUUGAUAAAUAUCCUCCAUUACUGCUGCCCACCAGCAACUUUAAGGUGGAUCUGGAAGCAGAGACCAUAGAUGACAACAUGUACAGACACUUACUGUAUAUACGUCACUUCCUUUGGAGCCUACGCACCAAAUUCCAGCUGACCAAUGGAUAUUCCAUAACUGAAGAGUUACAGACUGAAUUUCCAGUUUCUCACAGCUGUCACCAGCUGUCUACAGGCAAUCCACUUUCCAGUCUCAAGACUCUGAAUCAGCAAUCAGACCGAAGCAAUCACCCAAAUGGUAAUUUUGACACAGAGACAGACGGUCGAAGCUCGAGCACAUCCUGGGUCAAUGGAUCACACAUUAAUCCUUGCCACGAACUUAAAGAAAAGCUACACAACCUACAGCUACAAAAUACUCUGGGAAGGCACAGGGCCCCAGGACAAAACAUGCAGCCAAUAGAUCUUUCCUGCCUUUUAACUCCUCCAAACACACCUUUGAACUCUGACCUUGCACGCAAUGAUUGUGUACAAACUAAUGGAGGUGGUAGAGAUACAUCAAACACCAGGAGAAAUGGUAUCUACAGAAGCGCAUCCAAUGAUGGGGAAGGAAGAGCCUACAAUUUACCAACACCAACAUCUUCCAGCCUGAGUUCAGGAGAAGAUGAUCAAUGUUGUGUGUUUGUGGUGGAGCUGGAGAGAGGGCCCAUUGGCUUAGGAAUGGGACUGAUUGACGGACUGCAUACGACCUUAAAUUCCCCUGGGAUCUACAUUAGAACCCUGUUACCUGACAGCCCUGCAGCCUGUGAUGGAAGACUCAGGAUCGGUGACAGAAUCCUGGCAGUAAAUGGAACCAGCUUAAUUGGAGCAGACUAUGAGAGUGCAGUCAACCUGAUCCGAUCAGCGGGCGAGAGGCCAAGAUUCCUUGUUGCCAAGUCAGAUUUCCUCAUUGCUGAGAAGAUCAGUACAUCAUCUUGUUAA